GGCCGUGCUGUUGGAACCGUGUUACUCGCAAGCUCACGUGUCUACUUUGCCACAUUUCGGUGCCACUACUUACGUCACCGUCAGCAUGUCAGCAGUUCCAGUCGUCUCUGCUACCGGCGCAGCCUCCGCUGCGGCGCCGGCUACGCCCACGUCUUGCAAGUUCAGCCUGACUCUGGCGCGCAAAGUGCAUCGUAUCAAGAAGAUGCUGAAGCCGGUGCUGGAGAUGGUGCACAAGCACUGCCGCAAAUCGUCGAGAAGGUCGCCGUGUCCGCAAGCUUUCGAAGAGGAGGAGUCGCCAGCUGAUCAGAACGCGGCCAACGAAGCCCUGGAGCAGCGCCUGGCGGAAGAGCUUCGCGCCGGCGCCGCAGCCGCCGGCAGCGGCGCUGCCAUCGCGGUGUGGUGCGACGGCCGCGUGCGCCUGCGCCAAGUGGCGGCUACGCAGGGGCAGGUCGGAGACGUGGCGGUGCCGGCGAGUUUCCUGACCACGUCGCAGGGCGGCCUCUGCUGGGUCACGCCCGACGCCGACAUCCUCCUGCUCGACGGCAGCCACGAGUCGCAGGGACUGGCGGCCGAGCAGCAAGUGCCCGCCGCCGCGACGCUCUUGUCGACGCCGUCGUCUUCGCAAGAAACUCUCAGCGUCCACUCCUUUUAAGCGUUAAUCGACCGUGAUCCCAACAGCAGAGGAAUAACCGUCUCAGAGGAGUUCUCUGCACGACAGAAUACUUGCUCAGUUAGAAAGAUAUUUUUGAUAUAUAUAUUUUUUAAGUGUUUACGAUGAGUAUAGCAUCAAAAGAGACAUUUUUGCGACAUGAAGAUUAGAUGCAAGCGUAUAUUUCAUGUCAGUACCUACCACCAGUGCCUUUCAUAUAUGUGAUAUUUUAGGAUUAAUAAUACUACAGCUGUGAUGUCUUUCGAAGCUUUAAUUUUCUAUAGUAUUGAUUAUUGUCUUCCAAUAAUGUUAGUAUAUUUGUAUUUUUUACAAUGCCCAGCA
Messenger RNA from Schistocerca cancellata (South American locust), 991 nucleotides. RefSeq lists its product as uncharacterized. The coding region runs from base 86 to 652 and encodes 188 amino acids. The transcript has 2 exons. NCBI's taxonomy places the organism in Eukaryota, Metazoa, Arthropoda, Insecta, Orthoptera, Acrididae. The record is from RefSeq and is a predicted model, not a curated record.